This is a messenger RNA of Caenorhabditis bovis, 879 nucleotides long. The record is from the annotation of a GenBank genome assembly. Lineage: Eukaryota; Metazoa; Nematoda; Chromadorea; Rhabditida; Rhabditidae.
AUGCAUGGAUUUAAAUGGUGCCUUUUCAACCUUCAAAUUUGGAUCUACUUUACUGAUCUACUAGCUUCAGUCCUAAUCGCUCCAAGGUUUUAUUUCUGCAUGAUCGGCGGAAGAGCACAUGGAUAUCUUUUCAAAUUAGGAAUGACUGUCCCACAACUCAUUUAUAUUGGAUUUGGGGCCUGCGGGUUCAUGAUCGCCAGCAUUGCCGUUCUAUUCAUUUAUCGGCAUCAAGCAGUGGUCCCGGCUGGAAGUUUGACGAAACUAAAAACUCGCUACGUUGUUAUUAUUGUUAUUAUCAAUUUUCUCAUAUAUGGGAAUAUGACGCUACCAGCAGUAUUUACGGCACCCAUAAACCAGCUGCAAGCGAUAAUUGAUUUUUUGAAGAUCGAACGAUGCCCUCCUAAGGAUAUUCUCGAUCCCGCCGUGUAUCUCCUCCAAUUCGAUUAUAAAACCCUUCUCCCCUAUUUAAUAUUUUUAUUAGUAUUCAUUGGAAGCGAGUGCGGUUUGCUUGCUCUUCACACCUCUUGGUUGCUCUUUUUCUCGACGCUAUUCCAAAAUUUGUCGAAGAAAACCAGACGAAUGCAGAUCAAAUUUCUCGCUUCUCUUGCUGCACAAAUCGCGAUUCCGACGACUCUAUGCUAUGCUCCGAUUGGAUAUUGCUUGGUCACAACGAUGAUCGAUCAUUAUUGGCAACUAGCCAAUGACAUUUGCGUGUUCGUGUUCACCUCGCAUGGCCUCGUAUCUUCCAUAUGUCUCCUAUUAUUUUACGACUGCUAUCGCGAUUUCCUACUCAAUUUAUUAUUCGGCGCGUGCCAAUUGAGAUUCAACAAAAAUUCGACGCAUCCCAGCGAGCCGGGCUCACUCGUGACCGUCUUCUAA